This is a messenger RNA of Neoarthrinium moseri, 585 nucleotides long. RefSeq lists its product as uncharacterized. Bases 1 to 585 code for a protein of 194 amino acids. The record is from RefSeq and is a predicted model, not a curated record. The transcript has a single exon. NCBI's taxonomy places the organism in Eukaryota, Fungi, Ascomycota, Sordariomycetes, Amphisphaeriales, Apiosporaceae.
AUGGCAGACCAGACUCAAGAACAAGACCCCCCUCUCUACUUCUUACUCCCGGGGGCCGAGAACCCGACAGCCGAGCCGCGGCCCGCGUACGUUCUGUUCGCCCACCACAACCUGAUGCUGCUCCACGCCAUCGACGGGGCGCCACUGCCGUCUCCGCCGGCCGGCCGGGUCCACGUCCAGGAGACCCUUUCCGGACGCGAACGCACCAAAGACGGCAGGCUCCGGUACCGUUACAAAUACCAGACCUCGGGGCCCGUGCAGACUGUCUCCCCGGGCUCGGACAGCCUGGACUGGAGUAAUCCUGGGUCCUCCCUGUCGACGACCAUCGACAUUCGACAAAGCCUCCCGGUGCCGACGCAGGUAUCUGCGCCGUCCACCCCUCCACCCGACGAGGGGGGUUCGCCGGGCAUGGUACUGGACUCGGACGACGCGCCGCCGCCUGUGCGCCGGAAGCGGAGCGCGCCGUCUCUGGCUGAGCCGGAGCGGCCGAAGAUCGCUCGGAGAACUCACAGCCCGGCUGACCGGCCUGGAAGACUGCGCCUCCGGAAGGACAAGGCAGGUAGGGAAGUGCCGAAGAAACGGUAG